Cotesia congregata is the source of this 504-nucleotide messenger RNA. Lineage: Eukaryota; Metazoa; Arthropoda; Insecta; Hymenoptera; Braconidae. The record is from the annotation of a GenBank genome assembly.
AUGUCCCUUUGUACUUUGUACUCGAUCAUAACUAUCAUAACGUCACACUGUCACACCGCACACACGCAUUGGAGAUGUAAGCCACGAGGUCUUCGCACUGCGAGAAAACACGUGAAUCACCGACGUGAACAACGUUGGAAUGAUAAAGACUACAAAAAAGCUCAUUUGGGAACGCGCUGGAAAGCUAACCCUUUUGGAGGAGCUUCUCAUGCUAAAGGGAUUGUUUUGGAAAAAGUAGGAGUUGAAGCCAAGCAGCCUAACUCUGCUAUUCGUAAAUGUGUCAGAGUACAGCUUAUUAAAAACGGCAAGAAGAUAACAGCUUUUGUACCUCGUGACGGUUGUCUAAACAAUAUCGAGGAAAAUGACGAAGUAUUAGUUGCUGGAUUUGGACGUAAAGGUCAUGCCGUUGGUGACAUUCCUGGUGUUCGUUUCAAAGUGAUUAAAGUUGCAAAUGUAUCAUUACUUGCAUUGUACAAGGAAAAAAAAGAACGCCCAAGAUCGUAG